Messenger RNA from Dendronephthya gigantea, 1938 nucleotides. Its product is annotated as pre-B-cell leukemia transcription factor 1-like. The transcript has 8 exons. The record is from RefSeq and is a predicted model, not a curated record. Lineage: Eukaryota; Metazoa; Cnidaria; Anthozoa; Malacalcyonacea; Nephtheidae. Gene Ontology annotation, cellular component: nucleus. Gene Ontology annotation, molecular function: DNA-binding transcription factor activity, RNA polymerase II-specific; RNA polymerase II cis-regulatory region sequence-specific DNA binding. Bases 291 to 1478 code for a protein of 395 amino acids. Gene Ontology annotation, biological process: animal organ morphogenesis; regulation of transcription by RNA polymerase II; embryonic organ development.
UCAUCGAUGACUUAUAGACAGAAAUUGACAAGAACUCAGUGUUCGUGGUUUUGAGUGGCGUGUCCGAAUUAAGCGGGCAAUAGAGCAUAUAGUUUUGAUUUCACACAGUUUGAAAACAAUUUACGGGAAAUUGUAUACGCUGGUUGCCCGUGUAAAGCUGUUAAAAGAAGAUUAAAGGAUCGAGUAGAGUCAACCGAAGGGUUUUACGGCCCGGCGCUCGGGCGCCAUUAAAUUUGCAACCGCGUGUAUUCUAGUAAAUAACACAUAAAUCGAACAUUCGAAGGAAUAAAAUGCAACAAGCUACCAGUGUUGCAAAUUCACCUGGUCUAAAUAUUGCUAAUAUGUUACAAAAUGCCGGGCAAACACCGCAACAACAACAGCAACAACAACCGAAUGCUUCGCUUGUUGAAUCGCUUGCCGUAGCUGAAGGCUUGGAUGGACGAAAGCAAGAUAUAGGAGAUGUCCUUCAACAAAUAAUGAAUAUCACGGACCAAUCUUUGGACGAAGCACAGUCAAGAAAGCACUCCUUGAAUUGUCACAGAAUGAAGCCAGCUUUAUUUAGCGUCCUUUGUGAAAUAAAAGAGAAAACAGUUCUAAGCAUCCGUGGUGCCCAAGAAGAGGAGCCCCCAGACCCACAACUUAUGCGCCUUGAUAACAUGCUCUUGGCCGAGGGUGUAGCUGGACCAGAGAAGGGAGGCGGAAGUGCUGCUGCCGCCGCGGCUGCUGCUGGUGUUCAUGACAACCAGAUAGAACACUCUGAGUACCGUGCAAAACUUGCUCAAAUACGACAAAUAUAUCACACAGAGUUGGAAAAAUAUGAACAAGCAUGUCAUGAGUUUACGACACAUGUUAUGAAUCUGUUGAGAGAGCAGUCACGUGCUAGACCCAUAACUCCAAAAGAAAUUGACAGGAUGGUGAAUAUUAUUCAUCGAAAGUUCAGUGCAAUUCAAAUGCAACUGAAACAAAGCACGUGUGAAGCAGUCAUGAUUUUGAGGUCUCGUUUUCUUGAUGCAAGGAGAAAAAGAAGGAAUUUUAGUAAACAGGCAACUGAGGUUCUCAAUGAAUAUUUCUAUUCACACUUGAGUAACCCAUACCCGAGCGAAGAAGCUAAGGAGGAGCUUGCAAGGAAAUGUAAUAUCACUGUCUCACAGGUUUCAAAUUGGUUUGGUAACAAAAGAAUUAGAUACAAGAAGAAUAUUGGCAAGGCACAAGAAGAAGCAAGCUUGUACACAGCAAAGGCAGCUGCGGCUGCACAAAGCAUGCCACCUGGUGAUCCUAACUCACCAAGUGAACAAGGUUAUGGUCACAUGAGCCAGGCCACACCCACUAUGAUUCAGGUGUCACAAGGUCAGAUGAUGAGUCCAUCCCGACACAGUGAUGUCAUGAUCAGUGGCAUGCAGAUGAAUGGUGUUCAUGGUGAAUAUCCUCCUGUAUCUAUGGUUGGAAAUAAUGUACAGUCACAGGUUGGUCCGGAGUAGCCAAUAUGAUGUAAAGUCCAGAUGUUAAUAGAUUAUAAUAGUCCCAGCUUGAAGAAGGUAUUUGUUGUGAAGAGAAGUCUACUUUAUAACUUCAAGAGUUGUAAUUAUAGGAUCUGUUUAAUUAUAACAAAACCAAAUAUCAUUCCAGAGCUAAAAUAGGUGAUUGUGAAAUUAUAUAUUGAAUUAAUUAUUGGUGAUUUAUUUUAGUGAUUAGACAAAUAUAAUAAAAGUCUUUUAAAGUAUUGUUUUUCAACAUGUUCUCUACCUUGCUAUGAACAUAUUUUAAAGGUAAAUGGGGAUUAUGAAUUAUAUGCCCUGAAAUGCUUCAGACUUAGCUACAGAUUAAUUGAAAUGUCUACGCAAUAAGUCAAUAACAAUCCAGUUGUGUCUUUUGAUCAUUUUCAAACCUUGUUACAUUGCAUGUUACCAUAAUGAUAUUUUGUUCUGUUGAAAGCGAAAC